Molecule: messenger RNA, 3292 nt
Organism: Canis lupus familiaris (dog)
Lineage: Eukaryota; Metazoa; Chordata; Mammalia; Carnivora; Canidae
Gene: CACNG4
Product: calcium voltage-gated channel auxiliary subunit gamma 4
Exons: 4
Coding region: 48-1031 (327 amino acids)
Biological process (GO): neurotransmitter receptor transport, postsynaptic endosome to lysosome; regulation of AMPA receptor activity; positive regulation of synaptic transmission, glutamatergic
Cellular component (GO): postsynaptic density membrane; voltage-gated calcium channel complex; AMPA glutamate receptor complex
Molecular function (GO): voltage-gated calcium channel activity; channel regulator activity
Source: RefSeq, a predicted model, not a curated record
GGCGCGGCGGGCCGGGCCGGCGGGCGGCGGACUAUGAGGCGCCCACCAUGGUGCGAUGCGACCGCGGGCUGCAGAUGCUGCUGACCACGGCCGGAGCCUUCGCAGCCUUCUCGCUCAUGGCCAUCGCCAUCGGCACCGACUACUGGCUCUACUCCAGCGCGCACAUCUGCAACGGCACCAACCUGACCAUGGACGACGGGCCCGCGCCCCGCCGCGCCCGCGGCGACCUCACCCACUCGGGGCUGUGGCGGGUGUGCUGCAUCGAAGGAAUCUAUAAAGGCCACUGCUUCCGGAUCAAUCACUUCCCAGAGGACAAUGAUUAUGACCACGACAGCUCCGAGUACCUCCUUCGUAUCGUGCGCGCCUCCAGCGUCUUCCCCAUCCUCAGCACCAUCCUGUUGCUGCUCGGCGGCCUCUGCAUCGGCGCCGGGAGGUUCUACAGCCGCAGGAACAACAUCGUCCUCAGCGCGGGCAUCCUCUUUGUGGCUGCAGGCCUCAGUAACAUCAUCGGCAUCAUCGUCUACAUUUCCAGCAACACGGGUGACCCCAGCGACAAGCGCGAUGAAGACAAGAAAAACCAUUACAACUACGGUUGGUCUUUUUACUUCGGAGCGCUGUCCUUCAUCGUGGCCGAGACCGUGGGUGUCCUGGCGGUAAACAUUUACAUUGAGAAAAAUAAAGAGUUGAGAUUUAAGACCAAACGGGAGUUCCUGAAGGCUCCCUCCUCGUCUCCCUACGCCAGGAUGCCGAGCUACAGGUACCGGCGACGACGCUCGCGGUCCAGCUCGAGGUCCACCGAGGCCUCUCCGUCGCGGGCAGCGUCUCCGGUGGGCCUGAAGAUCACCGGGGCCAUCCCCAUGGGCGAGCUGUCCAUGUACACGCUGUCCAGGGAGCCCCUGAAGGUGACCACCGCCGCCAGCUACAGCCCCGACCAGGAGGCCAGCUUCCUGCAGGUGCAUGACUUCUUCCAGCAGGACCUGAAGGAAGGCUUGCACGUCAGCAUGCUGAACCGGCGGACGACCCCCGUGUGAGCUGCCCCUUUCUCUUCGCACCGGCCUCUCCCCAGAACAGCCGUUUGGAUCCCACAGGAGGGCACCUGACCCUUAAGAUGGACCAGCCAUGGACUGAUGCCAAACCCAACCCCUCCCUGGGUCUCCAGAAAGUGGCAGGGGCUGGGCUGGCUUGGAGGGAAGCCCCGGGAGCCGGGAAUGGAAAGCAGAAGGCUGACUUUAUCUGCCCCCCAAAAAAGGUGUUGGAUGCCCCGGGAUUCUGAAAUCUCCUGAGGCUGCACGGCCUUGCUCAACCCGGGAAAACAAAAUUGAGCCAUUAUCUCCUCUUGGAAACAAAUCUUGCCAGAAGAAUGGGCUUUCGGGCCCCCCUCCCCGGCCGGGUGCGGGGCCGCUGGGAGGGCUUCCAGCAGGCGCACGGGAGCCUUGGACGCUGGUCAGCUGCUUCUGACCUGGGGUUUCCGUGUCCGUGAGCCGGGCAUCGAGGAAGCCGAAACUUGCCCCCUUCCUGUCCAUCUCUCUCUCUCUCUCUCUCUCUCUCUCUCUCUCUGUCUCUGUCUGACAGUGGCCAGUUGUUGAAACAACAGCGAUCCUGAGGAGAAAGCCCUGUGGCCAACUGGUGCUUUGGCCUUUGUGCUGUUCUGGGCCCAGCUUCCCUCAACCCGAGGAGACCGAGGCCUGUGGAACAAUCCGCAGAGGCGGGGAGGCCUUGGCUGGCCUGGGUGUGAGGCCAAGGCCAGAGUCUGUUGCCGGCAUUCCCACCCGCUUUGAGAAGUUUCUGCCUCCCACUGAAAGGGCGGAACAUGCUGACGGUAUCUGAGAGUCUGGAAGAUUCCACGGGUCCGAGGAUGGGUGGCCAUAUGGCCUCUUGCUGUGCCCCUCCCCACCGAGCCGAGGAGCAGCUCGGUCCCUCCUCGGGGAGAGGAAAGGCCAGACCCCCCCCCCACCCCCACUGGUGUUUGGCAACAGGAGCCCGAACUUCUGUACAAGAAAGGAAGACCCGAGGGUGAACAGCGACCAAAAACUCCGAACAAACAUCCAUUUCCCAAGUGGUCAUGAAUCAUGGUUUAUUGCCAGUGAAGGCCAGGAGAGCAAGUGACGGUCAUUUCUUCGCCCUAAAAGAGGCAGCAGCAGCCCCCCUCCCCGACUCCUAGGAUCGUGAUCUGUCUUGCCACCACCCGACGACCAAGGGCUCAGCCGGGGGAGUUGGGACGAGGUGGCCGAGGUGGCCGAGGUGGCCGAGGUGGCCGUGCUCUGCUUCCCCGCCUCCUGGGCCUGAGAGGGACAUCUCCGCGCUGGGGAUCCUGGGGGCGGUUCCACGGCUGCGGGGCGCAACCAUCUCCCCCUCCCUGCACCCUCCCCAAGCAAGCGGAGAACGUGGAAGCCUGUGUGGGUUCCCAAGAAAACCUUUCCAGAACCGGGAGCUCCCCUUCUUUUAUAUAAAAACACGUGCUUUCUAAAGACAACUCCUUUCUUACUUUUUGAGACUUGGUAAUCCCAUCUCGAGCGGUCGUCAGGGGUCCCGGUAGCUGUCAUACUUAGAUGUGACAAGCACAUUCUUACCUCAGCCACCUGCUCAGCGACCCCCUGGGGCGGACCCCACCCCUAGGAGUUCAGAUCUGGGUCACGGUCAUCGCCAUCCUCCUCCACACCCCUGCCCCCAAGAGGAGAUCUCCGCGGGGACCCCCCCCCCGACCCGACAGCCCCGGAGCACGGGCCAGCUGAGGCGCGGUGUGCUGGGGCCCCUCUGUGCUUGCUCGAAACCCCGUCCUGCCGUCGAGGUUGGCUUCGUGUGGUGGUUGGUCCAAGCAUGUGCCGCAGUGAAUGCUGGAUGUCAGGGCUCGUGGCCUGCGCCACCGCGGGCCACCCCGGCCCGUCCUGCCCCCGCCGCAGCCACACCCCCCCACCCCAUCCAUGACACUGUCUCACCAGGCUCGAAGGAAGGGGGCAAGAUCUGGGAACCCAUCGCCCAGCGAGGUCCCCAGGCUCUUCUGUCCCUUCCCGAAGCGACGCAGCCGAGCCCUUUCUUCCACGUCGGUCACCCGCCCGCACCUGCUGCCCUGGACGUCGUCGGAGAAAGCCGUGUUCUAGUGAUUCCUACCUCUUGCCCAGUCCCAGGCAGAGAAUGUGGGGCCCGCUCUAGGGACCAAGAAAGAGCAGAAAGAAGCAACAAAGGACAGAAGAGCAAGGAGCAGAACCACCUCAGCGCCCCUGGUCUUCGUAGCUUUGCUCCCCCGGCUCCUGGCCGCUCACUCGGCCCUGGUCCCCCCCGCACCCCUCCACCC